GUUUUAGCGGGAGCAAUUGGUGACUGUGUCACUGAUCAGUUUUCAAUAUCUGCCCCUGGAAGCAGAGGGUCUCCUAUAAUUUGUGGUUUCAACACCGGCCAACAUCUUAUUGUGGAUGCCAGUGAUCAAUGCCAUGUGGUGUCAUUCAGUUUAAGCACAACACCAGCUGCAACUAGAUCUUGGGACAUCAAGGUGACUCAAUUCACUUGCAGUGAAGAAGUGGGAGGACCUGCAGGAUGUUUGCAAUUUUUCAUGGGAGUGUCUGGAACCAUUUCAAAUUUUAAUUUCCCGGCAAGUAUGACAGUUUCACCUGAGACUACUCAUCUAUCGAAUCAACACUUCAAGCUCUGCAUUCGGAGAGAAUCUGGAUAUUGUUCCAUUUGCUAUGCACCGUUUUCGUCAGGAUCCGAACCUGACGUUGAGUUCACUUUUGGAUUGUCUGCAGCUGCCAGCCCAACGGAAAUAGGCUGCUUAACGGAUUACCUUGUCAUUCCGGCUGGUGUUGACACGAAAAUGGAUGGAGAUUUAGAAGCCACGGAUAUGUCAAACGCGCAAAGAAUUUGUGGUAUUGCUUUUUCCAUUGACGAACCAACUUCGGUUUCAAUCUGUUCAAGAAGUGCACCUUUCUUCGUUGAGUUCAAAUCUGAUGGUGAUGAAGCUCCUUUGGAGGAGAAUGGAAGCGUUGGUUUCAGUUUAAAUUACCAGCAAAUGGUCUGUCCCUAAUGAAAAUGAUAUCAACUAUUUUCACUUUCUUUUCAAUGGCUCUAGAAUAAAUCGUGGUACUUGUUUUUUUUUCUCCAUCUCUGCAAAA
This is a messenger RNA of Tigriopus californicus, 811 nucleotides long. RefSeq lists its product as uncharacterized. Bases 253 to 723 code for a protein of 156 amino acids. The transcript is spliced from 9 exons. Lineage: Eukaryota; Metazoa; Arthropoda; Copepoda; Harpacticoida; Harpacticidae. The record is from RefSeq and is a predicted model, not a curated record.